Cadophora gregata is the source of this 4312-nucleotide messenger RNA. RefSeq names its product 3-hydroxy-3-methylglutaryl-coenzyme A (HMG-CoA) reductase isozyme (gene HMG1). Lineage: Eukaryota; Fungi; Ascomycota; Leotiomycetes; Helotiales; Ploettnerulaceae. The record is from RefSeq and is a predicted model, not a curated record. Gene Ontology annotation, molecular function: hydroxymethylglutaryl-CoA reductase (NADPH) activity; protein binding. Gene Ontology annotation, biological process: coenzyme A metabolic process; isoprenoid biosynthetic process; ergosterol biosynthetic process. Gene Ontology annotation, cellular component: endoplasmic reticulum membrane; peroxisomal membrane. The transcript is spliced from 3 exons. Bases 446 to 4075 code for a protein of 1209 amino acids.
GAUCGAGUGUUGAACCGCUGCCCCUUUCUCGGGACAAGCCUUUAUCAGUCUGCAUCGCUCUAACCGUUCCUUGCCUUAGUGUGCUCGCUAGCCGAUAGAUUUGGCAGAUUGUCACUCUGCGUGCAACUCUUGCCCCAUCAGUCAGUUAUAAUACGCCCAGCGCAGGCAACUUUAAUUUACCUACCUACGCUACCCUUCUUGCCUCGAUCAAGUUUGCUGCUUCUCUUGAUUCCUCCCUCCUCCUCAGCCUCAAUUGACCAACUCACGGCGCAGAGAGUAACCAGCCUGCGUUGCUCGAGUCGGAUUCAACAUCAAAAGCUUCAGGGCCACCCAACUCCUCGUCAAGUCGCAAUUUCAACCUUCACCGCAGAACCUCAAAGGAACCCCGCCAAUAGCCCGUCGAUGGCUUUAUAGGAUCUAUUGAGUGCCUCCGAAUUCAACAAAAAUGGUUCGCUCAUUACUUGGAACGUUUUUCGUUCCCACGAGAGCCCGCGGUGCUUCCACCACAGAAGCCCCUGCGACUCCGGUUUGGGUGAAUAAGAAAGUCACUCCCCUCCUCCAAACUCUCUCUCGCCGAGCAUGUCUCCACCCCAUACACACAAUUGUUAUUGUUGCGGUCCUAGCAAGCACGACAUAUAUUGGACUUCUCGAAGGCAGUUUAUUCGAGACUGCGACGACGCUUGGAAAGGCGGAUUGGACAUCAUUGAACGAAGGAAGCAGACAGUUAAGGGUUGGUGCGGAAACGGGGUGGAAAUGGCAGACAUCAGAGACAGAAGCUCCAGUGUCCAAGGAUGUGGAUCACCUGGCUCUUUUGACGUUUGUCUUCCCGGAUUCUCUGGCUGCUUCUUCCCCACAGAACGCACCAUUGUCGCAUACCAUUCCUCUUCCCCAAAAUCUUUCCGUCACAGAAUUGCCUUCGACUUCCAAUCCACUUUCUGCAAUCUCUCAGGACACGUCUCUAGCAUAUUCAGUACCUUACGACCAAGCUGCCGAAUUUCUAGCGAGUGCUCAAGAGCUCCCAAAUGCUAUUACUUCGCCAAAGGAUGAAAGUGCCCGCCAUGGUCAGGAAGCAGAAGCUAUCAAGGAGCAAAAAAUGUGGAUUAUGAAGGCUGCAAAGUCUUCUACCACCAACAACAGUGUGAAAAACUGGGCCUCGAAUGCCUGGACCGAGUUCGUGGACUUGAUUAAGAACGCCGAGACUUUGGAUAUCAUCAUCAUGGUUUUGGGUUAUAUUUCUAUGCACCUGACCUUUGUUUCUCUCUUCGUUUCCAUGCGCCGUAUGGGAUCGAAUUUUUGGUUAUUCGCCACGACUCUGUUUUCUUCGGUAUUCGCAUUCCUCUUUGGUCUUAUUGUUACAACCAAGAUGGGUGUCCCUUUGAACAUGGUUCUCUUGUCUGAAGGUCUUCCUUUCUUAGUCGUCACUAUCGGAUUUGAGAAGGCAAUUGUUUUGACAAAGGCUGUUCUCUCUGCGUCUCUAGAGACGAGACGACCCCAACCACAAGGCAGCCCGAAACUUGCAGGAGCAGAUCAAAAGUUUGGCGUUUCGCCAACAUCAAUUCAGUAUGCUGUUCAGGUCGCCAUCAACGAGAAAGGAUACGAAAUUGUCAGAGAUUACGUUAUUGAGAUUUGUAUUCUGGUAGCUGGAGCUGCAUCUGGCGUGCAAGGAGGACUGCAACAGUUUUGCUUCCUGGCCGCUUGGAUUUUGGUCUUCGACUGUAUCCUCCUCUUUACAUUCUACACCGCAAUUUUGAGCAUCAAGCUCGAAAUCAACCGAAUCAAGCGCCACGUUGCACUCCGCCAAGCCUUGGAAGAUGAUGGAGUCAACCACCGUAUUGCUGAAAAUGUUGCUGAGAGCGAUGAGUGGCCUAAAGCCGAUAAAUCUGGAAACAACGAGACCAACAUCUUUGGUCGCAAAGUUCGAGAUAGCAGCGUUCCAAAGUUCAAAGUUCUCAUGGUUUCCGGGUUUGUCAUUGUCAACAUUCUCAACCUUUGCACGAUUCCCUUCCGAGGGGGAAAAAGCAAUGCUGAAGCCCCAUCUGUAACCGGACUCUCUGGACAGGGAUUCGCCAAUGUUAUGACUCAACCACCAAUGGACCCAUUCAAGGUGGCGUCAAACGGUCUUGAUGCUAUUUUCGAGAUGUCGAAGUCUAAUGACAAAUCUACUGUCGUCACAGUUCUUACCCCUAUUAAGUACGAGCUAGAAUAUCCUUCGGUCCAUUAUGGAAACAUGGCCCCUCGUGACCCUGUUGACAUUCAGAACGCCGACGACAGCGAGUAUGGUCGUGUUGUUGACAGUCUCUUGAAGAGUCUCGAGGACCCAAUUCUCUCUAAGUGGAUCGUGUUCGCCCUUGCCCUCAGUGUUAUUCUUAACGGGUAUCUGUUCAAUGCCGCCAGAUGGAGCAUCAAGGAGCCUAUUCAGAUGCCGCCUCACCACGCUGUCGAUCCUGCUGAACUCCACCGUGCGGAACGUUUCAAUGAUGCGGCUACUGCGCAGCCUCCUAGACUUCCAGCUAUUGGCAAUGGUGCAGCAGAUGCGAUUCUCCCCUUAACACCAGCGACUACAGACGAUGAAGAGGAUGGAUUGACCAUGCGAAGACGCCAACCGGAACCCGUCACAGAUUCCCAACCAGCUCUUCGACGAACACAAGCUGAAAUGGAGCAGAUGCUCAAGGAGAAGCGCGCUCGUGAGCUUACUGAUAGGGAAUUGGUGGAGCUGUCACUUCAAGGCAAAAUUGCCGGAUAUGCUCUAGAAAAGACCCUUGGUGAUACCACCCGCGCAGUCAAGAUCAGGAGAUCGAUUAUCUCACGUACCCCAGCCACUGCCGAAACUACCAGCCUCUUGGAGAGCUCGCUGCUUCCAUACGAACACUAUGACUUCGAUCGUGUUCUCGGUGCAUGCUGCGAGAAUGUUGUUGGUUACUUGCCUCUUCCACUCGGUGUCGCCGGCCCCAUUGUCAUUGACGGCCAAAGUUUCUUUGUUCCCAUGGCCACCACCGAAGGUGUUCUAGUCGCAAGCACAAGCAGAGGAUCUAAAGCUAUCAAUGCUGGAGGCGGCGCUACUACUGUACUAAUCGGCGAUGGAAUGACUCGCGGUCCUUGUGUCUCCUUCGAAAGUCUGGCUCGUGCAGGUGCUGCUAAAGUCUGGCUCGACUCAAAGGCUGGCCAGAAGAUCAUGACGGAUGCUUUCAACUCCACCAGUAGAUUUGCCCGACUACAAUCGAUCAAGACGGCUCUGGCAGGUACAUACUUGUAUCCUCGAUUUAAGACCACUACUGGAGACGCUAUGGGAAUGAACAUGAUAUCAAAGGGUGUGGAACAUGCUCUUAGUGUCAUGGCCACUGAAGCCGGCUUUGAUGAUAUGGAAAUUAUCUCGGUUUCAGGAAACAUGUGCACUGACAAGAAAGCUGCGGCUAUCAACUGGAUUGACGGCCGGGGUAAGAGUGUUGUUGCAGAAGCUAUCAUUCCUGGAGACGUCGUUCGCAAAGUUUUGAAGUCUGACGUCGAUGAACUGGUUGAAUUGAACAUUGCCAAGAAUCUUGUUGGCAGUGCUCUUGCUGGAGCUAUGGGUGGAUUCAAUGCUCAUGCUGCCAAUAUCGUCGCUGCGAUCUUCUUGGCCACUGGACAAGAUCCUGCUCAAGUCGUUGAGAGUGCCAAUUGCAUUACCUUGAUGAAAAAUCUCAAUGGUGACCUCCAAAUUAGCGUCUCCAUGCCUUCGAUUGAAGUCGGUACUCUCGGUGGAGGCACCAUUCUUGAGCCACAAGCUGCCAUGCUAGACAUGCUAGGCGUUCGAGGCUCACACCCAACAAACCCCGGUGACAACGCUCGCAAACUUGCACGCAUUAUCGCAGCUGCUGUUCUGGCAGGAGAGUUGUCACUUUGCAGUGCUUUAAGAGCCGGCCAUCUGGUUAAGAGUCACAUGGCGCACAACAGAAGUGCGCCAGUGACGCGAUCAAAUACCCCUGCUCCAGCUGGUGUUCAAACACCCGUCACAUCAGCAAUCGCCUCAAUGCAGGAGAGAGCUGGUCUGGCCAUGUCACCCGCAGCAACACAGAGGGCUGCUGAGGUGAGAAAAUAGUCCCUAGUAUUGUACAGAGAAGAACAGAUGCAUUGGCAUACACUGGAGUUUUGGGGCAGGCAUUCAGCGUUUUUUGCUAGGGUUGAAUAGCCCUUGAUUUUUCGAAAGUGCUCCAAGGAAGAGCAAAUCCAUGCAUGGAUCGUUGCAGACAAAGCUUUCUUCGUGUUUUCAGCAUUGGCCACUAGAAUGGCCAAUGUAAAUAGAAAAAAUAUAGAUUAAUAUAUGAUCGAUUGAACC